Messenger RNA from Hemiscyllium ocellatum (epaulette shark), 1679 nucleotides. It is a transcript of the gene c9orf72, whose product is annotated as C9orf72-SMCR8 complex subunit. Lineage: Eukaryota; Metazoa; Chordata; Chondrichthyes; Orectolobiformes; Hemiscylliidae. Gene Ontology annotation, cellular component: autophagosome; endosome. The transcript has 10 exons. Gene Ontology annotation, biological process: autophagy; endocytosis. Bases 122 to 1507 code for a protein of 461 amino acids. The record is from RefSeq and is a predicted model, not a curated record. Gene Ontology annotation, molecular function: guanyl-nucleotide exchange factor activity.
GUUCCGUGUUUACAUUGCAGCCAGAUUUCAGAGAGACAAAAAAAAGAGAUGUCGAGAACACGGUGGUGAUCGGAGGAAAUCGAGUGGGCAUUCACACAUUAUCUCUGUCAGAGGUGAAAAUAUGUCUUCUGCCUGUCCACCUCAGUCACCAGCUGUUGCAAAAACAGAGAUUCCCUUGGACAGUGGGUCACCUUUGUUGGCUGCUACUUUUGCGUACUGGGACAACAUUCUUGGCCCGAGAGUGAGACAUAUCUGGGCUCCAAAAAGUGAACAGCUGCUGCUAAGUGAUGGCGAAAUAACAUUUUUGGCAAACCACACCUUAAAUGGUGAGAUUCUUCGGAGUGCCAAAAGUGGAGCUAUCGAUGUCAAGUUUUUUGUACUGUCAGAGAAAGGGGUAAUCAUCAUCUCAUUGAUAUUUGAUGGCAAUAUGAAUGGUGACCGUAGUACUUAUGCUCUGUCAGUAAUAUUGCCACAAACUGAACUAAGUUUCUACCUACCUCUGCAUAGAUUGUGUGUGGACAGACUAACACACAUUAUUAGAAAAGGAAGAAUAUGGAUGUAUAAGGGACAAAGCAUUAUAUCUUUCUUAACAACAGAGAUCACACCUGUCAUGGAAUUAUUUUCAUCCAUGAAAACAUAUGGCGUUCUAGAAGAAGUUCAAAUCAAGGAUACCCUUUUGAAUGAUGAUGAUAUUGGUGACAGCUGCCGUGAAGAUUUUCUGCACAAGGCCAUUAGCUCUCACUUGCAGACAUGUGGGUGUUCGGUUGUCAUAGGAAGCAAUCCAGAAAAAGUGAAUAAGAUGGUUCGAACAUUGUGCCUUUUCUUAACUCCAAAUGAACGAAAAUGCGCACGACUUGCUAAUGCUAGUGGUUCUUUCAAAUAUGAUUCAGGUCUUUUUGUUCAGGGCCUUUUAAAGGAUGCUACCGGUAGCUUUGUGCUGCCUUUCCGUCAAAUUAUGUAUGCUCCAUACCCAACCACACACAUUGAUGUUGAUGUGAAUACAGUCAAGCAGAUGGCCCCAUGCCAUGAACACAUUUAUAACCAGCAGAGUUACAUGAGCCAGGAACUUCACAAACUUCAAAAGACUGCAUCAGAAGAAGAUGUGAUCCCUGAUACUGUAAUUCAUAUGGAUGAGAGUUUCACUCCUGAUCUGAAUAUUUUCCAGGACAUGAUGUAUCGGGAUACAUUGGUAAAGUCAUUUUUAGAUCAGAUUUUUCAGCUCAAAUCUGGCUUGUCCCUCAGAAGCAUUUUUCUGUCACAGUUUCUCCUUGUACUUCACAGAAAAGCUCAAACAGUGAUAAAAUACAUAGAGGAUGAAACCCAGAAGGGAAAGAAGCCAUUUAAAUCCUUGCGCAAUCUGAAAACUGACCUUGAUCUUGCAGUGGAAGGUGACUUGGCUAUUAUCAUGGCUAUAGCUGAGAAAUUAAAACCAGGCUUACAUUCAUUUAUUUUUGGAAAAUCAUUCUACACCAGUGUACAAGAACGUGAUGUAUUAAUGUCACUUUAGAGACGUGUAUUGCAUUUCACAUUAUGAAUAAUUGUGUGUCUACUUAUUGCAGAUAGCUAAUUAACAUGACGGUGUAAUUAUGAUAAUGCAUGUAUUGAAAUUAAUGUCAAACCAAAUAGUUUACAAUGUUUGUAUUUGACACAACCAUGGAACAGCAGUCAAUAAAUAAAAC